CUCCCUCACGACACCGUCCCCUUCCCUGUCUCUCCCCCAAUCCUCUUCAGUGAUUCUCCCUCAUCUCCAGUCUCUUUCCCCCUCACUCCCCAUCUCUCCCAGCCCCCGUCUCCGUCUCCCCCCCCCCGCGACUUCUUCUCUCUUCUUCCCUUUCACUUUCCUCCUUUUUCUUUCUCGCUCCCUGGUCAUUCUCUCUGUUUAUUUGCUGAUUUCCCUCCCUCAUUCCGCCAUUACUCUCUAUCCCUCUUUAGAUUAAUUUCUCUUUUCCGCCUUCUCUCUCUCUCUCGGAGCUCAGUUCCUGAAGGCCAUUGUCCCUGGCCUGGGCCUCGCGUUCUCCCUUUCCCUCUUGGGGCUCCAGGCUGACGGUGACCCCGGCUUCAGUCUGACAGGCUACUCUGCACAAAACGUUUCAGUGGUUUAACAGUCCAGCCGUUCAUCUCGCUUAGACCACCAAGUGUUUUUCUGCUCCUUUAGAGUGUUGUGAAACAAUGGCAAAAGAUGCAGCGAGAGUGGCUUGGAUUGUCAAUGAGACGGUGGAGGAGGGCAGCAGCUCUUUAGAUCUGUCAAACUGCAAACUAACCAGUUUUCCAGUUGCGCUCUUCAAAGUCAUGAAGAAUGUUGUGGCAAACAUUCACUUAAUUUCACUGGAAAACAAUGAACUAAAAUUCAUCUCUGGUGAAUUUAUGACCAAUUUUAACCAGCUCCGCGAGUUAAACCUUGCCGGAAAUUACCUGAAACAGCUCCCCGAUGAAGUUAAAUCCUUGACACACUUGACAAGCAUUAACCUGGCAAGGAACAAAUUCCCAGUUUUCCCCCAACAGCUAACUGAACUGACAACAUUGGAAACGAUUAACCUGGAGGGGAAUCAGAUUGCUGAGAUACCAGUUGAGAGACUUGCCUCUAUGCCCUCCCUCAAGUCACUGAAUAUGAAAUCCAACCCUUUGAGCUGUGAUAACGAGACAACUGAGCAGAGUGUAUUAAAGUUUGAAUUACUGCUAGCAGAUGAAUAAAUAGUUACGUGGAACAGAGAUUGGAGCUUGUUUGGAUUGAACAAUACCAUUGGGUCAAGGAAUUGCUCCCUGGACAACAGGAUAGCAGUUGGCAAAAUGUGACAUUUUACCAGGAAAUGCAGCUGUGCCAAUCCAGAAAUCUGCCUUCAAAGAUUGAUUGGAUGGUUCAAACAAAUCAGUGUAAAUUGAGUGGCAGUUACACAUAAGUCUUCUGGAGCCUUUACUUGUUUAUUGCAGCAGCUUUUGUUUUCUCUUCAGAUAAAGCAAUUAAAAUUCUGCAUACACAGUCCUUUCAGUUUUUAUUUAAAAUUCUGUAUUAUUCUGAUCUACAAGUAAUUUGAUCAGAAAGUAUUUGGAUUUGAAAUUAUUUGGACUUCUAAAGUAGCUAUAAUGAAAGGAAGCUAUUUUCUCUACAGACAAAUAGAAAUUACUGGACUCAGCAGGUCUGGCAGUAUCUGUGGAGAGAAAUCAGAAUUAACGUUUCAGAUUGUGACCCUUCCUCAGAAUGGAGCUUUUCCAGCAAUUUUUAUGUUUGUCUCUGAUUUACAACAUCCACAGUUCUUUCAGUUUCUAUUUCUCUACAGCUAGCUGUUACUCUGAGUAGCUCCACUAACUGAAUAUCUUUUCCUUUGAAAUAUAAAUAACAAAUGUCACCCCAUCAGCUUCCCCUUUAAACUGCUGAUGUAAAAUUAUUAUUGUAUGAUAGGUGAUAAUUAUGGCUUUACAGUCAAAUUAUUUAAAAAAAACACUGUGGUAAUUACAUUAAAGAGCUGAUGUGUUAGAUCA
Molecule: messenger RNA, 1796 nt
Organism: Stegostoma tigrinum
Lineage: Eukaryota; Metazoa; Chordata; Chondrichthyes; Orectolobiformes; Stegostomatidae
Gene: lrrc20
Product: leucine rich repeat containing 20
Exons: 6
Coding region: 489-1010 (173 amino acids)
Molecular function (GO): protein binding
Source: RefSeq, a predicted model, not a curated record